This is a messenger RNA of Recurvomyces mirabilis, 1836 nucleotides long. RefSeq lists its product as uncharacterized. The record is from RefSeq and is a predicted model, not a curated record. NCBI's taxonomy places the organism in Eukaryota, Fungi, Ascomycota, Dothideomycetes, Mycosphaerellales, Teratosphaeriaceae. The transcript has 2 exons. The coding region runs from base 1 to 1836 and encodes 611 amino acids.
AUGGGUCUCCCGAUAUGGCGCAAUCCUGAAGAGACGAAGCCGACAGUCAAGGACGCGCUGAAGGUUGAUCCGACAGCAGCAGGACGCUCUUCCAUCCGCAGACAGGCUUCCAUCCAUGGUGGCCGCAAUGCGCGACCGCGAACUCGUCUGACUCGCGAUCGUACAGUCCGCCUUCCACGCCGAGCCCGCUCUCCGCCACCUCCGGCAGGCUAUAGCCAUGUACGCGAUACGCCUCGCAGUAGCAUCAGGAAUGGCGUGCCUCCCAUCUCGACGUUGUUGGAGUCUGCAGACAUACAUCGCACAGCCCUGCCUCCUCCACCUCCACCUCCCGUACCUGAGUCACGAAAUUACUAUGAGCAGCUUGAAGAGGCUGCAGAUGGCAGGGGCGAUGCUACGAGUAGUCUGGUGGCAUUGCGGGAUACGGCAGCGAGGCUUGAGAGGCAGACAGAAUAUAUGCGACAGCGACUGCAGCAGCGCAUGCAAAGGUCUCGUGAGCCGGAUGGGCCUCUUGCUGCACGUGAUCAGGCAUCACGAGAGCCUCCACAGCCAGACCUUGGACCACGGGCUCGCGCGGACCGACCUAUUGUUGACGGACCACUGGAUCGUGUAACAAUAAACACCCCACCACGGACUGGAUCUGAUGUGGAAGACGAUAGUCUCUUCCUUCCGCCGACACGGUCCACUCGUCGAUCACAUCCACUACGCAACUCCUGGAGUCCCGACUCGCCUCCUGCAGUAGAUGGCCUUGGCGACCGCAAUCGCAGUCCCACGCCACCAGAUGGUUGGGAGAUCAUGCGCUCGACCAUCACCCCUGACGCCACUCUACCAAGUGCCGAAAGCAGCUUCACGAGCGCAGCCGCUAGUCAGUCGUUCGCCUCAGCAGCAGACACUACCAUCACCGAACCUGAAGUCGCCUCCUCGUCUACCACUCACAGUCGCCGCAAUUCGAGUGGUGUUGACGAUGAAAGCGAUUCGGUAUCAUCCGUUGAUCCAGAAGAUAUGUGUGACGACGAUGAUCAGAUGACGGGAGCAGAGGCUAUGGCGGAAUUCAUGUACAAUCACGAAAUGCACAGUCACGAAGGCAGGGGACGUGUUGUGCACCACUCCGAACAACGAUUACGAGAGGGUAAUCGAUUUGCACUUGCUCACGAGUCUGCAAUGAUCGAUAUCGGCUUCCGUCUGAUCGAGGAAGCUCUUGAGACAGAAGAAGGCCGUGCUCGUCUUGUGCAGGUCGGCGUGCUAGCUCAAUGCGAAGACUCGGACGAUGAAAACAGUACAGUACGAACCCAACGUCAGCUACGCUCGCGCACCAAUCGCCUCUCACGCCGACAAUCGGAAGCGCAUCUCACAGUCUUAGAUGGCCCUCCCAGUCCCCAACCAGAUCGCUAUGGCGAAGCAGCCCUAGCUGCCUCACGUGAAGCCCGACGCUCGACCCGCGAAUACUUCCUACGUUAUACCAACGGCUUCACGGGAGCCCGCCGUCCCACACCACCACCUGACUACGAAGCCCUGACUUCGCAUCGGGAUGUCGAGAUCUUCACUUCACGGGAUGAACCAAUACCGCAGCCAGUCAGCCCCCCAACGCAGCGAGGUCAGACUGAAGUCGCGGACGCGAUGUUAAGUGGCGAUGAGACGGACCUGGCCGCUAUGCGACGUGUCGUGGAAAGGUUGGCGAGGAGAGAUGAUGUUCCCGAGGAGUGGUGGAGCAGUAUUGGCUUGAACCUCUCGCGCUCGAGGCCGAGAAGUCGUAGUCCUGCGAGAGCUGAGCGGGGGACUGACGCUGCUGGGCAGAGGGUCAGAGGUGGGAGGAUCGAGAGGAGGAACUCGAGGUUGUGA